Molecule: messenger RNA, 4350 nt
Organism: Chilo suppressalis (striped riceborer)
Lineage: Eukaryota; Metazoa; Arthropoda; Insecta; Lepidoptera; Crambidae
Source: the annotation of a GenBank genome assembly
ACAAUAUAUUUUGGAAAGAGUCUAUAUAUUAAGCAAUCACAUUGUCUAAGUCACUUUUAAUGUUUUCUUCUAAGGAUUUUAUAUUAGGUCAGUUCUAAUUAAAGUUGAACGACUAUUGCUCUUAAACUAACAGAUAUAUUUUAACCGUUAUAGUUUUCCUUAAAAGUUAAUUUUUAUUUUAUUUAUUCCUUCAAUACAUUAAUUAAGCUUACAACUAGAUUAUAUUCUCCAAACUGUAUGCAAACAGUUCGUGGGCGUGAUAAACACUCAUUAGUCAUAAUUGUGGAUAUAAACAAACGUUAAGCGUUAGCACGCAAUCCGCACUGUGCCCGCGUGUUGGGACAUGGCCCAAUCUCCCUUUUCCAGCUAUUGGGAAGGCCUGGGCCCCAGCAGUGGGGACAUUAAAAGGCUGAUGAUGACGAUGAUGAAAUCUUCCAGAUUCAACAUGUAUAUUACGCUGGUUUUCCUGAUCGCUUUGCCAGUGUUCCUGUACUGGCUGUACUGGCGGCAGGCGAACAAAAGACUGCUGGAGUUGGCUUCCAAGAUCCCGGGCCCGCCGGCGCUGCCCUUCAUCGGGAACGCUUGGAUGUUCAUUAAAAACCCUAAAGAUCAAAUUAAAAUCAUUGCUUCUCUGUUCCAAAACUAUGGAGAGUACGUCAAGUUUUGGCUCGGCCCAGACCUUAACAUAGCUGUGAAAAACCCCAGUGACAUUAGAUUACUACUUACAAGUACCAACGUGAAUAAGAAAGGUCCGCUGUAUCUGUUUUUGGAACCUUUUAUUGGACCUGGAAUAUUAUGUGGAGGAUCCACAUGGCGUCUCCAUAGGAAGAUCGCCACGCCUUCGUACAACAAGAAGGCAGUAGGACUAUUCAUGCAGGUCUUCAACGAGGAGUCGGAGGAACUCGUCAAGAUUCUGUGCAAGAAAGGGCCGGAAACUUAUGACGUUUACCAUGAUAUCGUGCAGAGCACCACCAGCGCAGUUUGUCAGACUCUAAUGGGCCUACCGAAAGAAGAACUGAAAGAGAUAAAAUAUUUGCAAGCAAUCAUUGAAGAAACACCUAAAAUUUACGAUCUUAUCUUUAGGAAGAUGACGCUGUGGUGGCUCCAGAUACCGCUUGUGCUAUGGUUGACGGGUAACCUUAAACUACAAAACUAUUAUAUGAAGUUGGUUGACGACUUCAGUGAGGAAGUUGUGAUGAGAAGGCGGAAAGCUUUGGAGAAGAACGUGGGCCCUGAGGAAAGCAUGGGCGUUGUGGACCGGUACAUACUAAGCAAAGAAAUGUCCCAUCAGCAGAUUAAAUGGGAUAGCUUUACACUGUUCACUACUAGUCAAGAAGCAGCCGCCAAAAUUGCAUCGGGUGUCAUUAUGAUCCUGGGAUUACUACCCGAUUGGCAGAAAAAAGUUUACGAUGAGGUAAUAACGGUGGUCGGACCCGAUGCGGCCGUGAAUCCAGAACACUUGAAGCAACUGCACUACUUGGACAUGGUCUACAAGGAAACACUGAGAUAUUUCUCCAUUGCCGGCCUCAUACAGAGGACCGUUGUGUCCGAAAUCGCUAUCAAAGAUGGAGAAAUCAUUCUACCAGUGGGCACAUCGCUGUUGAUCCCCAUCCACGAACUGCACCGAGACCUCAAAAACUGGGAAGAUCCGCUGAGAUUUGACCCCGGCCGCUUCCUGCCCGAAAACGUGCAGAAACGGGACCCCAACGCCUUUGUACCGUUCAGCUUAGGACCCAUGGAUUGUUUAGGUCGAGUUUACGCCACAUCUCUGAUCAAGACAAUGGCCGUGUACUUAGUUCGGAAACUGCACAUAGAAUCCGAGGGGCCUGACAACGAUAUUGAUCUGGACAUUGCCAUAUCCGUGAGGCCAAGACAAGGGUAUAGGGUUAAGACACGACCGAGGCACGCCAACGGUUACAGCAAGACGAACGGCGUCAGUAAUAAGCAUCAAUUGUUAUACUUAUAAAUUAUCAAACCUUUAAUAAUUGUGUUGUGUAACCUACAUGUAACAGCUAAAUUAUACCAUCGAUUCGCAAGUAAAAUAAAUAUGUAUGAUGUGUGUGUAUGUAUUAUCUUACAUAAUAAACUUUUACCCCUUUAUUAACAAUCGAAGACCAAGCUUGGAUUACUUUACUUGAAACAGAGACAGAACAUAAUUUUUUCCCUCUGUUCAUUAAAUUACAAAUGGCACUUGAGUGAUAUGAACAAAACAUAGCAAUAAUAAUAUCAUUAUUUGAUACUUAAAUUAAUCUAAGUGCGUUAUAUAAAACUACUUUACGAAUCUCCUUUUGUAAUACUCUAAGGCGUGUGUGGAUUAAUUGUGCAGACUAGUUCUUAGUGUAAACAAGCACUAUAACCGCACAGAAUUGAACAGAAUGUUACAGAUGGGUACUACAUAUAAUAUUGGCAUGCCACGAAAAAUAAGUAUUUUUAAAAUUUUUAUUAUUACGGCGCUAGUAGUCAACGAAACAAAACAAGUUGAUCGUAACAUAUCUUAUCAAACAUCACAAAUUCCAAUAAUUCAAUAUUAAAUUUUAUUUUAGUUCUUCACUUGCCAUUUGGUUAAAAUUUGUGGUGCAAGCAGGUAACAUUUUGAAACCGAAAAACGUGUUUGUUCAGUUACUCCAAGUCAAUUUUCAAAACUGAAGACAUAUUUAACUUUAAACUUUUUUUUUCAGUCUUACUUUUUAUUGAUUAAUACAAUGAUUAUUGUACAAUACAUUAAAAUAAUAUAAAAAAUUAAACUUUAAAUUAAAUUUAAUUAUUUAAUUUUCAAUUUUAAACUUAUAUUUUCAACCAAUGACGUUCUAUUUUUCAACAUUAACUUUUUUACAUUAAGCAAAAUAGCAAAAUAUUGUGAUAUACAGGGUAUUGUUGGUGUUUUAAAAUGAACCCUGUUUAAUCCCAAAUAACAAUAAUUUUAUACUAACGCCACACUGUACUGCUGUCGCGAACAUUUUCCGAUUCCACGACAACUCGGGCCAAGCAAUAGUCACAUAUUUUUAGUACAUUGUCAUAAAUGUGACUGUUUCUUGGGUGGGUGGUCGGGUCACAUGGGUCGUGAAAACGGCAGAUCUUCGCGUUAUCGAUAGUGUGGCCCCAGCAUUAGUCAUGCCACUUUAUGCGAUAAGAUAAUUUAAAACGGGGUAGAGGAAAUGGUUAGGGUAGGUAACGUGCGAGUGUUAGGCGUCGUCCUAAUUGGCAAUGAUCGUACGAUGACACGAUGCGUUCUUGUCAUGCGAUGAUUUUUAAACGUACAGAAUUCUUCAAACGUGUCCUAAAAGCCGUCGCACGAGCGCAGGUACAUUAUUUUCAUCGCACGAUGAGAUCGCAUCUCGGCAUCGCACGAUCAUUGCCAAUUAGGACGACGCCUUAGUAUCACAAAACAUCCUGUUCUGUGGUAAAUAUGUAUAUUUUAUGUCGUAUUAUUAAACAUUUUUACCGACUCCAAAAUGGAGGAGGUUCCCAAUAGGGGGGAGACGACGGGGUAGUGAAGAGGAAAUUUUAUUCUUAAUCCGUCAAUUAGAUUAUCAAAUAAUAAUUAGAACUUUUAUUUUUCUUCUGUCAAUCAACCAAAAAAUUACAAAUAUAAAGCGCGUCAAAGUUUGGGAGUGGUGGAUCGUGACGUCACUGUUUUAUUAAAAGUGACGUCACGUGACAUUUUAAAUCAAUAUAUCUCUAAUGUUUUGAUUACUUAUGUGUAAUAAGAAAAACUAAGUGUCCAAUACUUUUUGAUAUUCCUCCUGAUAAACAAAGGAAAAAAAUGUCGUCAUCCCUAUUAGUCAGUUCUUUUCAUUGAUGUUGUUUGAAUCAGUUUUUUGGAGAGAUGGUCCCGGUGAAGAUCUGAUGAGUACCCACAUAAGGAAAAAUUGUUAAUUGAUAAAUUUAUCAUGUCAAAGUCGAAAUUCAGUCGUGCAUGAUUAUUAUAGAUGAUUUUAGAAAUGUUUUAUUUAUGCAGGGAUAGCAUUUAAGUUGUGUAGAUGUCACUUGCAUUGAAAAAUUACUCUAAAAGUUAUUUAUUACUUAAAAUUUUAGAUGCAAGUAGGCUAUUAUUGCAGUUUUUAUUGAUUUUAUAUUUUUGAAGUCAGUUUUAAUGUUUAAAAAAUGUUUUCUUUAUUUUUGUUAACCUGAAAUUAUUAGAAUUUUUAUUUCUUUGUAGGUAUGAGGAUUCGAUUUUUUAAUUUUUUUAAGGACAAUGAUAAUGAUUGUGACUCUCUUAUUUUUCUAAAAGCGAGCUGGGGAUAAGAUAUUUGUAGAAACUAUAAUUCUAAUUUAAGUAUUUACUGUGUCACUUUUUUGAACGGGUAAACUUCCUGAAUAAAACAGAUUUAUUUUUGAAUGUUGUAUUAA